UCAUACUCCAAUGGCCUCUUUCAUUUUCAUCCGUCAAGCAGCGUGGAGGUGAAAGCGAAAAAAAUCAAAAAUUCCAGGAUAAAAAGACAAAUUUCCAUCUAAAAAUAAGUUCAAACAUGAAAUAAGGCCCGGCGAGCGAAAAUUCAAACAUGUAUUUGUACAAUUUAACGCUACAAAAGGCCACGGGCAUCACGCAUGCAGUACACGGCAGUUUUUCCGGCACGAAGCAACAGGAAAUCCUGCUUUCGCGUGGCAAAAGCUUGGAAUUGGUGCGUCCGGAUCCGAAUACAGGCAAAGUUCAUACGUUGUUGCAGAUUGAGGUGUUUGGCGUGAUACGGUCCUUGAUGUCGUUUCGGUUGACUGGAGGAACAAAAGAUUACGCAGUUAUUGGCUCAGAUUCCGGUCGCAUCGUCAUUUUGGAGUACAAUCCGCAGAAAAACACGAUGGAAAAGGUGCAUCAAGAGACUUUCGGCAAAACGGGAUGUCGUCGCAUCGUUCCCGGACAAUAUUUGGCAAUCGACCCAAAGGGGCGCGCUGUCAUGAUUGGCGCCAUUGAGAAACAAAAACUCGUGUACAUCCUCAACAGAGACAGCGAAGCACGUUUAACGAUUUCUUCUCCGCUGGAGGCGCAUAAAUCUUACAAUUUGUGUUAUCACAUGGUUGGCGUCGACGUCGGUUUCGACAAUCCCAUGUUCGCUUGCUUGGAAAUCGAUUACGAAGAAGCGGAUUCCGAUCCGACGGGAGAUGCCGCGCAAAAAGCUCAACAAACUUUAACUUUUUACGAAUUGGAUCUCGGUUUGAAUCACGUGGUGCGAAAAUAUUCCGAGCCACUCGAGGAACAUGCGAAUUUUUUGAUUUCUGUUCCGGGCGGGAAUGAUGGUCCUUCGGGAGUUCUCGUUUGCUCCGAAAAUUACUUAACCUACAAAAAUCUCGGAGACCAAAGAGACAUUCGAUGCCCAAUUCCGCGUCGCCGCAACGAUUUAGACGAUCCCGAACGCGGCAUGAUCUUCAUUUGCUCCGCCACGCAUCGCACAAAAUCCAUGUUUUUCUUCCUCAUUCAAACGGAGCAAGGAGACAUCUUCAAAGUCACCCUCGAAACGGACAGCAACGAUGUCGUCAUCGAAAUUAAGCUCAAAUAUUUCGACACAACGCCUCCAGCAACGGCAAUGUGUGUCCUCAAAACGGGAUUUUUGUUCGUGGCAUGCGAAUUCGGGAAUCAUUAUUUGUACCAAAUUGCUCAUUUGGGCGAUGAUGACGACGAACCCGAAUUUAGCUCGGCGAUGCCACUCGAGGAAGGCGAUACUUUCUUCUUUGCGCCUCGAACCUUACGAAAUUUAGUCAUGGUUGAUGAGUUGCACUCGUAUGCGCCAAUUUUGGGAUGUCAAGUUGCGGAUUUGGCGAACGAGGAUACGCCACAGGUGUAUUUGUCGUGCGGCAGAGGCCCGAGAUCGUCAAUUCGGGUGCUGAGACACGGCUUGGAAGUGUCGGAAAUGGCAGUUUCGGAACUUCCCGGUAAUCCGAAUGCUGUGUGGACUGUGAAAAAACGCAUUGAUGAUGAAUUUGAUGCUUAUAUUAUUGUGUCCUUCGUGAAUGCCACGCUCGUACUGAGCAUUGGUGACACUGUGGAAGAAGUGACAGACAGCGGAUUUCUCGGAACAACGCCAACUUUGUGUUGCUCGGCGCUUGGGGAUGACGCCUUGGUGCAAGUUUAUCCCGAUGGCAUUCGUCACAUUCGUGCGGAUAAGAGAGUUAAUGAGUGGAAGGCGCCCGGGAAGAAAACUAUCGUGAAAUGUGCGGUGAAUCAGAGACAGGUUGUCAUUGCGUUGUCGGGCGGGGAGCUGGUUUACUUCGAAAUGGAUCCCACUGGUCAAUUAAACGAAUACACCGAACGCAAACGCAUGCCCUCCGAAGUCCUUUGCAUGGCUCUCGGCUCUGUUCCUGAAGGCGAAAUGCGUUCAUGGUUCCUCGCUGUUGGCUUAGUGGACAACACCGUUCGCAUUAUUUCACUCGAUCCGAAUGAUUGUCUCUCGCCACGUUCCAUGCAAGCCUUACCUUUUGCUGCAGAAUCCCUGUGCAUCGUCGAAAUGGGUUCAGGCGAAACUGUAAAAUCCUCCGGCGACGAUGACGACGAAGGAGUUGCCGUUUCCUCGAAAUCCGGAACGAUUUACCUGAACAUUGGCUUGUGCAACGGAGUCCUUUUACGAACGAUUUUGGAUCCGGUGACGGGAGAUUUGCAAGAUACCCGAACACGAUAUUUGGGUUCGCGUCCCGUAAAAUUAUUCAGGAUCAAAGUUCAAGACGCAGAGGCAGUUUUAGCGAUGUCUUCACGUUCUUGGCUGAGCUAUUACUACCAAAAUCGGUAUUAUUUGACGCCGUUGUCGUACGAAACGUUGGAAUAUGCUUCGGGAUUUUCGUCUGAACAGUGCGCUGAAGGCAUUGUCGCUAUUUCGACCAACACUUUGCGUAUUCUGGCACUCGAAAAACUCGGCGCGGUGUUCAAUCAGAUCACAUUUCCGCUGGAAUACACCCCGAAAAGGUUCUGCAUCCACGAAUCGACGAGAUUAAUCAUCGCGGAGACCGAUCACAAUGCUUACACGGAAGAAACAAAGACCGAACGGAAACAUCAGAUGGCGGAAGGCAUUCGCGAAGAAGCUGGCGAAGAUCAACAAGAGCUUGCAAAUGAGAUGGCGGAUGCUUUUUUGAACGAAAUCCUUCCGGAAGACACUUUUUCGUCGCCAAAAGCCGGACAAGGCAUGUGGGCAUCCCAAAUUCGCAUCAUGGAUUCGAUAAACGGACAAACAAUCGCCAAAUACACGAUGAAACAGAACGAGGCGAUCACAAGUCUCACAAUUGUCAAGUUUGCCAUCGAUGGUAGAGCCUAUGUCAUUGUCGGAGGAACAAAAGACAUGCAACUGAACCCUCGAAUAACGAACAACGGCUUCAUCGACACCUACAGAAUCUCCGAUAUCGCAUGCAGUGGCUUGGAAUUCGUGCAUCGGACAGAAGUUGACGACGUUCCAGGUGCAUUGUGUCCCUUUAACGGUCGGAUUUUGGCAGGAGUCGGUCGAAUUUUGCGAAUUUAUGAUCUCGGACAGAAAAAACUCUUGAGAAAAUGCGAAAAUAAACAUAUCCCCAAUUGUAUUGUCGGUCUCCAGUCGAUGGGACAACGCGUUUAUGUCUCGGACGUGCAAGAAUCCGUCUUUUGUGUCAAAUAUAAACGCAACGAAAAUCAACUUGUGAUAUUUGCGGAUGACACAUACCCGCGUUGGAUCACCUCGACGGCCCUCAUGGACUACGAUACUGUUGCCGCUGCCGAUAAAUUCGGUAACAUCACAAUUUUGCGACUUCCGCACUCGAUUUCCGACGAUGUUGAUGAAGAUCCGACGGGAAAUAAGGCGCUUUGGGAUCGCGGAUUGCUGAAUGGCGCCUCGCAAAAAGCCGAAAAUGUUUGUACAUUCCAUGCGGGUGAAGUUGUCAUGUCGCUACAAAAGGCGACACUUAUCCCGGGCGGGUCAGAAUCCCUGAUUUAUGCGACGUUAAGUGGAACUGUGGGAGCAUUGGUGCCAUUUACGAGUAGGGAAGACUUUGAUUUCUUUCAACAUUUGGAGAUGCACAUGCGAAAUGAGAAUCCGCCGCUUUGUGGAAGAGAUCAUUUGAGUUAUCGCAGCUCGUAUUAUGUCGUGAAGAACGUUAUGGAUGGCGAUUUGUGCGAACAGUAUAGCGCACUCGAUCCGGCAAAGCAGAAAAGUAUCGCGCAAGAUCUGGGAAGGACUCCGAAUGAAAUUGCCAAGAAGUUGGAGGAUGUUAGGACGAGAUAUGCGUUCUAAAAGACGACGAGGAUAGUUAUUGUAAAUAGGGAUUUGAAUUAUUUAAGGUAUUUAUUUACACAUCAGUCAGCAUUUAUUAGGAAAUAGAUCAAAAAGCCACUUGAACUGAAAAGCUCGUUUUUAAUAAAUUAGACGCUUAGUACUACAAAAAUCACAUAAAACAUCAAAAAAUGAGAUCCAUCAAAAGACGAUUUCAAGUAGAAAUUCUUCAAAAAAUAUUCAUAAGAUUAAUCUCCGUGGAUCUUCAAGUUACUGUACUACUCACUCAAAAAAUGCCGUUAAAUUAAGUUUAUUAGAUUUUUAUGUCUUUUUUGUGGUUGAAAAGUAUUUUGUAAAAUAUAAAAAAUAAAUAAAAUCUGACAAAA
Molecule: messenger RNA, 4192 nt
Organism: Culicoides brevitarsis
Lineage: Eukaryota; Metazoa; Arthropoda; Insecta; Diptera; Ceratopogonidae
Gene: Sf3b3
Product: splicing factor 3B subunit 3
Exons: 9
Coding region: 150-3827 (1225 amino acids)
Biological process (GO): mRNA splicing, via spliceosome
Cellular component (GO): nucleus; U2 snRNP
Molecular function (GO): U2 snRNA binding; protein binding
Source: RefSeq, a predicted model, not a curated record